This is a messenger RNA of Guillardia theta CCMP2712, 378 nucleotides long. RefSeq lists its product as hypothetical. The transcript has a single exon. Gene Ontology annotation, cellular component: intracellular anatomical structure. The annotation marks the transcript as partial. NCBI's taxonomy places the organism in Eukaryota, Cryptophyceae, Pyrenomonadales, Geminigeraceae. The record is from RefSeq and is a predicted model, not a curated record. Gene Ontology annotation, molecular function: nitric oxide dioxygenase [NAD(P)H] activity; oxygen binding; heme binding. Gene Ontology annotation, biological process: cellular response to nitrosative stress; nitric oxide catabolic process.
AUUGUUAGAGAUUGCUGGGAUAUUAUCAUGGAGCACUAUGAGCCAAGUGAUCUUGGUGAGAUGGUGUAUGAUCAUCUGUUCCGAUUGGCACCCAAUGUCGCAUCUCUCUUCACCCAACCGCGUGUUUACAUGGCAGUGAAGAUGGGUGACAUGCUCGGUAUGCUCGUUUCCUUCGCCGACGAUCCCGACAACAUGAAGCAGCAGGUCUCUUGCUUGGGCCUCAGACACGUAAAAUAUAGAGUAAGGCCUCACCACAUCCCCUUGAUGGGGCCUGUUUUCAUGAGUGUGCUCUCUGAAGCCGCUGGACCGGACUGGACCCCAGAAGUCGAGAAAGCCUGGGGGGUGGUCUUCUCAAUGGUUUGUGAGAGCAUGUCGGAG